CUCCAUUUCUACUCAAACUAUGAAGCUUAUCAGGUAUAUAUCGAUUCUGGUUGCUGCCGGCUCCACCGCCAGCGCACAUCAGGGGUGCUCAACAGACGCUGCUCUGGACACGCUAUUCAACGAAGCCAGCGUCCAGCAUAUUGCCAAUGCCCUUUUGCAUGUCGUCGAGCGGGACAUUGAUAUUGCUAUCAAGGACCUCAACGACACAACGCCCGAGCAGUUUGCAAAGGUCGUUGUCAGCCGCUACAAUGUGAUUCAGUCGAUCAUGGCAUUUGUUGGUGUAAAUCUGCCAGCACUCCAAAAGUAACGUCUUUUUAUUAGUGUUGUGCUAAUAA
This is a messenger RNA of Linderina pennispora, 335 nucleotides long. RefSeq lists its product as uncharacterized. The record is from RefSeq and is a predicted model, not a curated record. Lineage: Eukaryota; Fungi; Kickxellomycota; Kickxellomycetes; Kickxellales; Kickxellaceae. The transcript has a single exon. The coding region runs from base 20 to 307 and encodes 95 amino acids.